UUAUUUUUCUCUCACCCAAGUUGCUGGCGUCCGGCGGCGCCAGCCCUGCGGGCGGUCCUGCGGAUAGAUCCGCACGGUGCCUGGGCCGUCGCGGCUUUGUGCAGCGUUCCCGCGCGCGAGAGGGGCGGGACGGCGCGGUGCCCGAGGGGUAGCGCUCUCUUUGCCGAGGCUCUGGGGCCCGCGGCCGGCGGGACGGCCUGUCGGCGCCUGGCACCUCUGCCGCCUUCGUCAGGACGAGCGCGGACAGAAUGACUCAUUUUAAAGAUCCAGGAGAACAUGUUUGUUUCUUUGUGGGAGUUUUUCUAUGGACACCUUUUCCGAUUUUGGAUGAAAUGGGUCUUACGGCAGAUGACUGGAAAGUGUGAAUUGCAGCGGAUUUUUGACACCUAUAGAGGUGCACAGAGGACCUACAGGAUAGAAAAUUCCUUGACAUAUUCCAAGAAUAAGGUCCUACAGAAUGCAACUCGAGCUGCUGAGAGCGAACUGGACAGAUACGUAGUGGACAUAAUGAAGGAAAAGAACAUCUGCCCCGAGAAAGACACCAGCUUUCAAAUCUGCAUGAGGACGUGCUUACUGCAGAUAACUGGCUACAAACAGCUCUAUCAGGAUGUAGAAAAUGUGAGGAAAAAACCCUAUGAUUCUGCAAAUGCUCAGCAUGAGAAACUGCUCCUCAAGCUUUGGAGUCUUCUGAUGCCCACGAAAAAGUUGAAGUCCCGAAUCUCCAAGCAGUGGGCAGACAUUGGUUUCCAAGGUGAUGACCCCAAAACAGAUUUCAGAGGCAUGGGCAUGCUCGGAUUAAUCAACCUUGUGUAUUUCAGUGAAAAUUACACCAGCGAAGCGCAUCAGAUUCUUUCCCGUUCAAAUCACCCCAAAUUAGGGUAUUCUUAUGCAAUAGUUGGAAUCAAUCUUACAGAGAUGGCUUACAGCUUGCUGAAGAGCGAGGCUCUGAAGCUUCACCUCUACAACUUUGUCCCUGGGAUUCCCACCAUGGAGCACUUUCACCAGUUUUACUGUUACCUUGUCUAUGAAUUUGACAAGUUUUGGCUUAAAGAAGAACCAGAAAGCAUUAUGCACUUCAACCUGUACAGAGAGAAGUUUCAUGAGAGGAUUAAAGGACUCUUAAUGGAUUACAAUGCUGUGCUCACUUUGAAAACAUGAACCGUCCGUAGCAUCUUCUCUUUCUACCAUGUUUUGCACACACAGCAGAAUUUAUAUGUUAUUAUAGAAAUUAUCUGAUCAACUACACUCGUAUAUAUAAUUUCAUACAAAAAAAUGCUUCAGAAACUCUAUUUAAGAAAGCUAGUGGACAAUCAGUGUAUGUUUACAGUUGUUUAUACACUGUUCUCCAAAGGUCCCUGACCCUUCCAAAGAGCUCUUCCGGAGUCAUACAAACUACAGUUUGGAACUUGGGACUUAGCCUGUUAGUUUAAAAAUAUAAAUCAGGUAUAUUUAUAUCUAGCCAGUUGACUAAAAUGUGCAUGGAUCUGUUCUUUUUGUGUGUGUGUGGUAGCUCUCAAGGUGGUGUCAUUUUCAAAACUCCAGGAUCAUCAUUCAUUCUGGAAAGGCUUUUGAAUGCGCUUUGUCUUUUUAUUUGUAGGCAGAUCGGUACCAGGUGUCCUCUGAGGCUUUUCUGCAUUUCAGCUGUCAGAAUGUCCUGUCUUUAGAGCAGAGAGAGCAUGGCUCUGUCAAAGAGGGGGAAUAUCAUGCCUUCCCUUUUGAUUUCUCUGAUGACUGAACAUAACAGAAAACGAGAGAAGUCAUUGUUGAUGACUAGCUUUUUAUCUAUAAAUAACAUACUUUGGAGGUCUAGGCAUUUCCUCUUGCUUGGUAUUUGCUUUUAUAGAACGAACCUUUCUUCAAGCUCUACUGUGAGGCCCUCUGCCUAUGUGUUUCUCUGCUGAGAGAAUCCUGAUUGCAUUCAAAACAGUUUCUUUUAAGAUAAAACUGUUUUUGAAACGUAAGAAGAAAACAGCGCUUUUAAAAAAGGUUCCCCAUCACUGGUGUGUUUGACCUGCUCUUCACUUUGCUUGCUCUUGCUUUGAUGCUGGUGUUUCUAGGUAAUCUUGUAGGGACCUGGGUUAACAGGCUGUGGGUACCACCAUAGCCUAUGUCAUGACUGUGCAUUUGUAUAGCUUUAUUCUACCAAAUCUCAGGAGGGCAGCAAGUACAGUUGAAGUUCCUGCAGGAGGAGAUUCUAAUGGGAUGGUCUCCUCUUGGUGUGUUUUAAGAGAUUUGUUCUCAGAACAAAACUAAAAGAGUCUAAAGACAGGAAAGGCUAUGGACUGUGAGGCACACACGCUCCUUUCGUCCUUUGGAAACCAGUUCAUAACAUCAUAAUUUAAUCUAAAACACGGUGGUGUUUUGCACAUCUUUUAAUAUCGGGAUUUAAAGACUAGCCUGUGUGAUAGAGGAAGGCUUGCUACUUUUCCACAAUUUGUUGUUGUCUUUCGACAAGCCCCUGCUUUCACACCAUCAGAGAGAGAAACAGAGAGCGUGAGAGAGAGAGAGAGAGAGAGAGAGAGAGAGAGAGAGAGGUGGGUGUGUCCCAUAAAAGAGGCACAGCUGUAGUGUUGCAUAGCAUAGCAUUACGGAGCAUGGGUUAAAAACGUUUUUCCUUAAGGAAGAUGAAAAUUUUUAGAAAAGUAGGUUUACAUACUAGAAAGGAUGUAGCUUUUUAGUAUUAUAGAUUAUAGGAAGUUAAUAAUUGAUUUCUUAUAGGGGACUUGUUAAUGCUGGUAAUGUAUUCAUUUAGUCUUUGAAAAGUCUUUUGUUGUCCAGGUUUUAUGACGAAUUGCAGAGCUAAGCCCUAACUAGGAGCACAUGUUCACCAUUGUCAUCCAUCCUAUUUUUGUGGCACCGUUUCCGUGGAAAGCGGAGUGUUAGUCUCUGUUGUGCUACAAAGCGGAGUGUUAGUCUCUGUUGUGCUAAAAGCACUUACCUUUGUAUUGUAAUCUUUCAACAGCCUAGCUCUUGGGCUAAUUUAACUCUUUAUCAGCCCAUGUAAUAAAAAAAACACUACUUGAAGUAUGAGAGAGGAAAUAAUAAUAAUAAUAAUAAUUCUUUCUCAGCAGAAAACUCUAGUGAUUCUAAGAACAUAUUGUCAUAGUUUAGUUAGUGUCACAGUCUUUAAAUCCUCCUUUGUUCGUACAUUACAAAUAUUGUUUUUAUUAAAAUUAUCACUAACCAUUUCAGAUAAUUACAUAUAGUGGAGCUGAUUUGUAAGCCAAUGACAACUUCAGAGCUCUGAUUCUCUGGAAGUUUGACUGUCACUAGUUGUACCUUAAAAUGUAACAGAACCUCCUGGCUGAUAAGCUGGGCACAUGCAGGCAAGGGACAGUACAGUCAAUUUACCUUACUUUCAGCAGAUGUCAGAACUUCGUGCAGUUUUAAAACCCAUGUGUAGAUGCUUACCUCUGUCUAGAACUAGUAAAAUUACUAUGUAGCAAUUGAUAGUCAUGGCAUUGAAGUAGCAGAAAAAUUAUGGGAGUUAUAGCAUGAUUGAAGUAGAAUCAAUAGGAGAUCAAGUUUUCUAUGUUUUGAGGGUGAAAAGAUUUUACCAGUGACAAAAGUAGCAUAAAAAUAUAACUGCAACAUUUACAGUUAAAAUGCUCUGAAAGACAAUCUUUUUAAAAACUGGAGACACCGGGGUAUCACUGAACCUAGACCAGCCUCUUUGUAAAUAAGUGUCACAAUACAACUAAUUAUAAAAGUGAAUUUAAACUAGCACCAUUUACAGUUCAUAAAUCAGAUUUUUUUAAAUCCCUGUUUUUUUCUAUUUUAGGAGCUACUUGGAUUUGUAUGUAUUUUUCUAUGAAAAUGUAUGCAGUCUUUAUUCUUCCUUCAGUGUUGGUCACCAUUUUCAUAUCAUUCUGUUCAUUGAGAAUAUUCAGUGAAAGAGAUUUUGAUGAAAAGUUUUGCUCAAAGAAAAACCAUUACUUGUGUAUGAAAAGCAGCUGCUCAUUUCUUCAGCAGAAGAGGGAAUCAUGGCAUAGAGGACGGAGUUUUGCCCAGGGUGGUGAUAGCUUAUUCUUGUGAUCACGACUGGGGACCAGCCGCUGCAUCCUCAGGGUAGGUGCUCUACUUUAAUCCCUGAAGAGUCCGCGUCUGGGAGGCUUUGCCCUCGUGGUCCUGUAUAGGAGCCUCAUCACACAAGCAGCUUUUAAUGAAAACGAGGGGGCUUGUUAAUACGCUGAGAAAAAUCAUGACUUGUGUAUUUGUUUAUCUGUCUCUAGCUUUUGAUGAGAAAGAGUUUUUAAAUGUAAUGUAGGUAGGACCCAACAACCACAUUUACUUUGGCAGGGUAGUUCUAUAUUUUUGUUAAAGUACUGACAAAUAUUUAAGCAGUAGUGUUCCCUGGAGGGAAAGUACCUGUUAGCAACUUAAAUUUUUGUCUGUUUUGCGACAAGCAUUUGAGUUUCAGGUAAAAGCAAUAGUGUGCGAUGUGGUGUCUUUUUGUUUGUGAUGUUAAGUGAGAAAAUAAAACCAUGGCUGAAACUAU
Meriones unguiculatus (Mongolian gerbil) is the source of this 4498-nucleotide messenger RNA. RefSeq names its product ELMO domain containing 2 (gene Elmod2). The coding region runs from base 277 to 1158 and encodes 293 amino acids. The transcript is spliced from 9 exons. Gene Ontology annotation, molecular function: GTPase activator activity. NCBI's taxonomy places the organism in Eukaryota, Metazoa, Chordata, Mammalia, Rodentia, Muridae. The record is from RefSeq and is a predicted model, not a curated record. Gene Ontology annotation, cellular component: membrane.